Molecule: messenger RNA, 3393 nt
Organism: Glycine soja
Lineage: Eukaryota; Viridiplantae; Streptophyta; Magnoliopsida; Fabales; Fabaceae
Product: ubiquitin carboxyl-terminal hydrolase 5-like
Exons: 13
Coding region: 207-3038 (943 amino acids)
Biological process (GO): protein deubiquitination
Molecular function (GO): cysteine-type deubiquitinase activity
Source: RefSeq, a predicted model, not a curated record
UUAUCUCGACAAUCUUAAUGAAAAUAAAUUUGCAAUUGUGUAGAACUUCACAGAACCGAGGUACCUACACGGCUAACCGCCGUUAAACGCAGAUACAAGAGAGAGACUUGCAGUUGUUGGUGUUGUGGUUGUUGUUUUUGUCGAUUAUCUGCGAAACUCUAUUGUCUCAAACCGGUUGUGUUGAGUUUGAGAUUGAGAGAGGAAAGAUGACAGAGGUGUUGAUGUGUAUCGCCAGUGUCUCUGAGCUGAGUCCAGACGAGGAGAGGAUCUUGAUCAGAGACAUUGCUCUCGCUUCCCAAGCUAACAGCAAAGAAGGCGACACCUUCUUCUUAAUCACUCAGAGAUGGUGGCAACAUUGGAUUGAAUAUGUGAACCAAGACCAGACAAAUACUUCAUAUGAUGCAUCUUCCUUAUCAGAACAAUUUGAUUUGGCCAAUUCAAGUGCAUUAAAGAGGCCAGCUGGUAUUGAUAAUUCUGAUUUGAUAGACGAUGCUGUGUUAGAGGACUCUGGUACGGGUAUUGAGAUUCAUGAUACACUUUUAGAAGGCCGUGACUAUGUAUUACUUCCCCAAGAAGUUUGGAACCAAUUAUUUAGAUGGUAUGGUGGUGGACCUACAUUGGCAAGGAAAGUUAUUAGUUCAGGUCUUUCCCAGACUGAAUUGGCAGUAGAGGUUUAUCCUUUACGGCUUCAAUUACUUAUGUUGCCAAAAAAUGACCGUUUCCCUAUAAGAAUAAGCAAGAAGGAAACCAUUGGGCAGCUUCACAGAAAAGCUUGUGAAAUAUUUGAUCUUCAGCCAGACCAACUAUCUCUAUUGCAGGUGUGUAUUUGGGAUUACUAUGCCCGUCGAAGGCAUGCUUUGAUGAAUGACAUGGACAAAACUCUCGACGAUGCUAAUUUACAAAUGGACCAAGAUAUUCUUGUUGAGGUCAUCAAUAAUACAAACAACACAAGUUUUGCUCAAGAAAAUGGGUCUGCACAGAGGGAAGCAAAUUCCGCUCUUGUGGAGCCUUCAAAAUCAAGCUUAUCAAUUGCUGGUGGCUUAUCUGCUAGCAGAGGUGCAUCUAAAGGCUACAACACAGACCUUUCUUCAUCUCAGAACUUAAAUUCUCCGGUUAGAGAUGUGGAAAACCCUUAUGGAACUAGUGGUGUCACCACAAGAAGUUCAUUCCUUGGUCUCACUGGAUUGCUGAAUCUUGGCAAUACUUGUUACAUGAAUAGUGCAAUACAGUGCCUUGUUCAUACACCGGAAUUUGCUAGGUACUUCAGGGAAGACUAUCACCGAGAGAUAAAUUGGCAAAAUCCAUUGGGCAUGGUUGGUGAACUAGCCCUAGCAUUUGGUGAGUUGCUUCGAAAACUAUGGGCACCUGGGCGAACACCAAUUGCUCCUCGGCCUUUUAAAGCAAAGCUUGUUCGCUUUGCACCUCAGUUCAGUGGGCACAAUCAACAUGAUUCUCAGGAGCUUUUAGCAUUUCUUCUUGAUGGUCUUCAUGAAGACUUGAAUCGUGUAAAGCACAAACCAUAUAUAAAAUCUCGAGAUGCUGAUGGCCGACCUGAUGAAGAAGUGGCUGACGAAUAUUGGGCAAAUCAUAUUGCUCGUAAUGAUUCCAUAAUUGUUGAUGUAUGCCAGGGACAAUACAAGUCAACUUUGGUUUGUCCAGUUUGCAAUAAAGUCUCUGUCACAUUUGAUCCUUUUAUGUACCUUUCCCUGCCACUCCAGCCCACCACCAAUAGAACCAUGACAGUGACAGUUUUUGCUUGCGAUGGAGCCUCCCUUCCAUUUUCUUGUACAGUAACUGUCCCUAAGCAGGGACGAUGCAGAGAUCUCAUACAGGCACUUAGCAAUGCUUGCUCAUUGAAGCACAAUGAGAGGCUAGUACUUGUGGAGAUACGAAACCAUUUGAUCCAUAGAUAUUUUGAAGAUCCUCUUCAAUUGUUGUCUAAUAUCAAAGAUGAUGACCGUCUUGCUGCUUACAAGGUUCCAAAGAUAGACAAGAACACAAAGUAUCUCCAGUUGAUACAUCGCCAAAGAGAGCAGAGUAGUGACUCACACAUCAUAUCUGGAUGGAAACCAUAUGGAACACCUAUUGUUUCAUUGAUUUCAUGUGAUGAUACUGUCACAAGAGGUGAUAUACAAGUAAUAGUUAAUUGUAUGCUCUCUCCGCUGCUAAGGAAAGGUAUCAAUGUAGAACAAGCUACCACUUCUGAAACAAGCAUCCCAAAAGCAACAUCUGAUCAUUGCAGUUUUAAUUCUGAUGAUGAUGCAUGUGCCCCCAACAUGAUGUCAAAUUCAGUAAAUAAGGAUACUACCAAUUCAAAGGCACCCCCAAUGCCAUUGCCAACAUUACCUCUUCUCUUGGUAGAUGAUAACAAUGCUUGCAUUGAUCUUUCAAUGGGAGAGGAGAAAGUAGUUAAACUGUCUCCAUUGUCACCAAAGAUUUUAGUGUAUAUUGAUUGGUCUCAGAAGCUUCUGGAGAAGUAUGAUACUCAUACACUUGAGACUUUGCCUGAAGUUUUAAAAUAUGGACCUGUAACCAAGAAAGCUCGUACUGAACCUCUCUCCUUGUACACCUGCUUGGAAGCUUUUCUGCGUGAAGAACCUCUGGUGCCCGAAGAUAUGUGGUACUGUCCUAAAUGCAAAGAGAGACGACAAGCAAGCAAGAAGCUUGAUUUGUGGAGACUCCCAGAGGUUUUGGUCAUUCAUUUGAAGAGGUUCUCAUACAGCAGGUCAAUGAAGCAUAAACUGGAGACUUUUGUUAACUUUCCCAUUCAUGAUUUUGAUUUAACUAAUUACAUAGCCAACAAAAACAACUCUCGGCGUCAACUGUACGAACUGUAUGCCCUUACAAAUCAUUAUGGCAGUAUGGGUAGCGGACAUUACACUGCACAUAUUAAGCUUUUAGAUGAGAACAGGUGGUACAAUUUUGAUGACAGCCACAUAUCACUCAUAAGUGAAGAUGAGGUUAACACUGCUGCUGCCUAUGUACUAUUUUACCGCAGGGUGAAGACUGACGAUGCCGCUGUUAGCAAUGGGGCUUAGGCUUUCAUUUUGGCAGUUUUAUGUAUAAAGUAAAUGUCAAGAACGUACCUGGUUAUUCCAUAAAAUUUUAGAAAAAGGUAGGUGAACAAUUUCAAAUGCAUGCCUUAAUUUAGGGUUUUUUUUUUUUUUUUUUUUUUUACUGUAUGGAAAGGCACAAGCCUGUUGAUGCCAGAGUGUAGUCAAUGAAAAGGUAGGUGGAAAGUUGAAUUUGACACCCUUUUGGUUUCAGUAACAAGUAGUGACUGAUUUGUUUAAGCUGUUUACCUGUUCAAAAUACUUGUAGCUGUUAGUAAACCUAAAAUUGCUCAUAAUGCUGGGCUGUUUAAGCAUUCUAGCAAGUAGCAACUUUGCAUCA